CUACAGCCAACCUCUCGUUGACAAACCUUCCCUCGCGUGCAGCGGGACCACUGUCAGAGCACACGACGACAUGGGGCGACCAUUGACAGCGUUGGUCGCGGCCUGCGCCAUGGCCAACGCAGGAACGGUGUCAGCUUUUGCCCCACCUGGCCUCGCGGUAUCAGCUCGCUCCCGGUUUGUUGCUGCUAACUCGUGGACGUCGAGAUCAAGCGCACCAGCAGCGCGCCCUUCGGCGUCAGGGGCACGAGGGCUGCAGGCGAUGGUGGACCCGGGGAUGAUGCACGGGGUGGACCCGGCAUGGUUGCACCAAGUCCUGACAGGAAUCGCGGACGGCGAUGUGGCAGCGGCGGUGGCCGAGGAGGCCGCCAAGGGAGGCGGCGGCGGCUUCCACCCGAUCCAGCUCCUGACGGGAGUCACGGAGGGGGCCAUCACUGGCCUGCAUGACGUGCUUGCGAGCAUGGGGGUGCCCUCCGCCUACGGCAUCUCCAUCAUCUGCUUCACGCUCUUCGUCAAGGGCAUCACCUUCCCCCUCACGUACCAGCAGCUCUCGAGCACGACCAAGAUGCAAACUCUCGGGCCUAAGGUGAAGGAGCUGCAGGCGCGAUACGCCAACAACCCCGAGGCGGCCAACCAGGCGGUGCAGCAGCUGUACCAGACGGAGAACGUCAACCCCCUGGCGGGGUGCCUGCCCGCGCUGGCGCAGAUCCCUAUCUUCAUCUCGCUCUACAGGUCCUUGUUGAACUUGGCGAAGGAGAACAAGCUGACGGAAAGCUUCUUGUGGAUACCGAGCCUUGAAGGCCCCACGUUCGACUCCCCGCCCACCGAGAUGAUGAGCUGGAUCAAGGAUUGGUCAGACGGGGCGCCGAAGCUCGGCUGGCACGACACCAUCGCCUACAUGACCAUCCCCAUCAUCCUGGUCAUCACGCAGUCCAUCUCCACGCGGAUCAUGCAGCCGGCCAAGGACCCCUCCCAGCCGGUCGACGAGUCGCAGGCAGCGUCGCAGAAUAUCGUCAAGUUUUUGCCGCUGAUGAUUGGAUGGUUUUCGCUCAGCGUCCCUUCGGCUCUCGGGCUUUACUGGAUCCUCAACAACUUCAUCUCCACGGCAACGUCGGUGUUUAUCCGUAACCAGAUUGCCGACGAGACGGGCGACCCCAACAUGAAGGCGCCCAAGAUAACCCUGCCAUUCAUGGAGGAGGAGCCGGAGGUGGUGACGAUGCCGAUACCGCGAGAGGCUCUCCCUGACAGCGCUGUGGUGGAGGAGACGAAGGGAUUCGUGCCUACUCCAGCGACACUGGACGCGGAAGUGGAAGGGGAGAUCGUAAAGGAAGACGGGGCGCCGGCGCCCCCCGUAUCCGCGGCAUCUGCGAAACCCCCCAAGGGGUCAAAGAAGAAGAGGAAGAAGAAGAGGGCAAGGAAGUAA
Molecule: messenger RNA, 1420 nt
Organism: Ectocarpus siliculosus
Lineage: Eukaryota; Phaeophyceae; Ectocarpales; Ectocarpaceae
Source: the annotation of a GenBank genome assembly